UUUCAACUGCCCGAUCAAAACAUUACUGUCGCAACGGAAGCCGGAAGGGGACAUUGUUCUCCAGUAGAUACAUUGCAGUUUCUCUGUUACUCCGAGAGGAAUGUGUUCAGCAGCAGGUUUGUCUUAAGUGCAAGGUCUCCACUGAUGUUGACUGGAUGCAGAAAUCUCUCUUGGACAUUUUUAUUGCUCACCUACAGAAGACUUUGUACCAGGAACAGCUACAUCCCACCCUCUGCUGUCUGCUCUUCUGCCUCAACAUCCAUCCCUCCAUCUCUCCUUCCACCUGCACACAGUCACGGCUUCUUGACGAGCCGACAAACCUCAGUUCCCCUGCACCCAUCUGCUCGUUUCUCCUCCACCCGCUCACUCUUUCAUUCUACCCACAGUCCUGGCCUGAUGGAGCUAAAAGAGGUUCUGCAGGUGAUGGAGCAGCUCGCUCCUCUGUCCCUUGCUGAGUCAUGGGACAACGUUGGCCUCUUGGUGGAGCCGAGCAAAUCUCGGCCUGUUAAAACCGUCCUGCUGACAAAUGACCUUACAGAUGCCGUCAUGGAGGAAGCGGAGACCAUAAGUUGUGACCUCAUUAUCUCGUAUCACCCGCCAUUGUUUCGGCCAAUCAAGCGUCUAGUUCAGAAAGACUGGAAGCAGCGAUUGGCCAUCCGGGCGGUGGAGGCUGGGAUAGCAAUCUUCUCCCCUCACACUUCGUGGGAUAGUGUUAAAGGAGGAGUAAAUGACUGGCUGGUGGGGGGACUCGGUAGUGGUCAGGUGUCUGUGCUGAGUCAGGCCCACGGUGGUGCCACCCACAGUCACAAACUGGAAUUCAUGGUCAGGAGCACAGACGAACUAAACGCUGUCAUGGAGGAACUGAGGGCUUGCGAUGGUGGAACACUUCAGCAUUCAGUUAGCAGACCUGACAACAGUGGGCUCCAUGUCAGUGUAACCUGCAGUGACUCAGCGCUGACCCCCAGUGUCCAAACUCUGUUACGACACGCUGCUCCCAGCCAGUCCCUCAGCAUCCUGAAGUUAGAGAAGCCCCCUCUCCCGGGCCAUGGCCAAGGGCGACUCAGCGUUUUGGACCAGCCAGUAACCGUGGCAACAGCCAUCCAGAAAAUGAAGUCCCACCUGGGUUUGAGUCACCUCCGUUUGGCUCUAGGAUUGGGGCAGACACUAGAGUCCUCUGUGUGCACUGUGGCUGUGUGUGCUGGAUCAGGGGCCUCAGUAUUGAAUGCGGUCAAAGCAGACCUCUACAUCACAGGUGAGAUGUCCCACCACGAAGUCCUGGACGCUGUGGCAAAUGGAACCAGUGUCCUCCUCAGCGAUCACAGCAACAGUGAGCGGGGUUUUCUGACUGUGUUCAGGGAGAGGCUGGCUGUGCGUCUUCCUGACAGGGUCACCGUGGUGGUGUCAAAGGCUGACAGAGACCCUCUGGAAGUGGUCUAACCAGCAUGAGCUCUGUUUGCACUAGACAAGAAUCAUUAACUUUUGCUGGGUAAAUUGCAGAAUAUCUUUUCUUUAUUUUAACAGAGGCAAUGUCUGUUGUCUCUGUGAGGGCCAGAUACAAUGUGUGACAUGAUUACAUAAAAAACUACCUACUUUCCAUUCAAGCUCUUUAUGUAAAGCUACAGUAGAGCUGUAUUUCGGAAAACAUCAAACUGUGCCCUCAUCUAAUGAUGCAAAGUGCUUCCUUGGUACAUGUUGUAUUAUCUAUCAUGUAUUUCUGGCAGGGUCUUAAUAAAAAUGGGAUGUGGUUGAUCAAAAAAA
Messenger RNA from Lates calcarifer (barramundi perch), 1758 nucleotides. It is a transcript of the gene nif3l1, whose product is annotated as NIF3 NGG1 interacting factor 3-like 1 (S. cerevisiae). The transcript is spliced from 7 exons. The record is from RefSeq and is a predicted model, not a curated record. Bases 145 to 1437 code for a protein of 430 amino acids. Gene Ontology annotation, cellular component: mitochondrion; cytoplasm. NCBI's taxonomy places the organism in Eukaryota, Metazoa, Chordata, Actinopteri, Centropomidae.